Musca vetustissima is the source of this 481-nucleotide messenger RNA. Its product is annotated as peptidyl-prolyl cis-trans isomerase F, mitochondrial-like. The annotation marks the transcript as partial. The record is from RefSeq and is a predicted model, not a curated record. Gene Ontology annotation, molecular function: peptidyl-prolyl cis-trans isomerase activity. Lineage: Eukaryota; Metazoa; Arthropoda; Insecta; Diptera; Muscidae. Gene Ontology annotation, biological process: protein peptidyl-prolyl isomerization; protein folding. The transcript has a single exon.
UAUGGCUUCCCCGCAAAAAAUCUACUUCCCUUACAGCUACGUUCCGAUAUUGUACCGAAGACAUGUGAAAACUUUCGCGCCCUUUGUACUGGCGAAAAAGGAUUUGGCUUCAAGGGAUCGGCAUUUCAUCGCAUCAUACCUCGCUUCAUGUGCCAAGGUGGUGAUUUUACACGACACAACGGCACCGGAGGCAAAUCGAUUUAUGGUGAAUGUUUUCCCGAUGAGAAUUUCCAAUUGAAGCACACAGGACCGGGUAUUCUAUCGAUGGCCAAUGCUGGACCCAAUACUAAUGGUUCUCAGUUUUUUAUUUGCACUGCCAAAACGGAAUGGCUAAAUGGUAAACAUGUUGUGUUUGGUAAUGUGGUCGAGGGCAUGGAUGUUGUGAAGAAAAUCGAAAGUUUUGGUAGUGAUUCGGGAAAGCCCAGCAAGAAGGUGGUCAUUCAGGAUUGUGGUGAAAUGAAAUGAGGAGGAGGAGGAGAGG